CAUAUUUCUGUAAUAGAUUUUGUGUAAAGUCCAAUUCAAUUCCAUUCAAUUCGAUACAACAACAACAACAACAACAAGGAAUAAUAUGUCCCUCUGUAUUGAUAAUCAGCCUUCUCCCUCAACGAAACCUUCUCAAAAGUCUGUCCAGUUUGACAUGCAGUUGGAUAUCGUCUACACUUAUUCGGCUACUGAUUAUGAUCGCGGAGGAAUCUUGCCCUUUCCCGUACUCUACAAACUCAACCCAUCCGUACUCUCUCCUACCCAACACCGUCCAGUCCAGAAACCAAAGCUAUCACUAGCCAUUCCAGCAGCAGAAGAUAUCUACUGUGAUUCUGAGGAAGACAGUGCCAGCUCUACCGGCUCACUCUCCUCAGUCGGCAGUGUAGACAGUUUUACUAGCUCUCCAAGAAGACAAUUACGACCAAAGCUAAAGGUCGACACAUCAAUCUGUGCCGGGCCGCUCUUCUUUACAGAUCUCUCUACAAACCAUGUUCGACACAAGGUUCUUGCUGAAGAACAAGACUCCAACACAAAUCAGAAUAUCUAUCUCAGCGAUUAUCUUGUCCCAAUGUCUGCACAUGUUUAAAAGCAAAAGGAAAUCUUGCCAUAUUAAUUACUAUAUUACACAACACACACACACACAAAAACAAGAUAUCCCUUGUUUCCUUUUCUUCAUAUUAUUAUUAUUAUUAUUAUUAUUCCCCUCUUUUAUCACCUUGUACAUUGUUCCAACCAACCCAAAAGAAGAAGAAGAAGAAGAAGAAGAAGAAAAGGGCAAAUUAUACAGCCAAUAUUUUCAUUCAUUCAUUCUUUCUUUCUUUCUUCUCCUAUUCUUUUUACACCAUGUAAAGAAGUAUUUUUUUAUUAUUAUUUAUUAUUUUUAUUACCACUGCCAUUACCACUGCCAUUACCACUACCACUACCACUACCAUUACCAUUACAAUUACAAUUACAAUUAUCACAUUAUUAUUAUUAUUAUUGAAAAAUAAAAUAUAAACUAAAUCAUUAUCCAUUUAUUCUAUUCAUCUAAUCAUAUCUAACCAAUAAAGUCAUUUGUUCUAAAUC
Molecule: messenger RNA, 1065 nt
Organism: Phycomyces blakesleeanus NRRL 1555(-)
Lineage: Eukaryota; Fungi; Mucoromycota; Mucoromycetes; Mucorales; Phycomycetaceae
Exons: 1
Coding region: 86-586 (166 amino acids)
Source: RefSeq, a predicted model, not a curated record